This is a messenger RNA of Rhineura floridana, 2480 nucleotides long. It is a transcript of the gene ACBD3, whose product is annotated as acyl-CoA binding domain containing 3. The transcript is spliced from 8 exons. The record is from RefSeq and is a predicted model, not a curated record. The coding region runs from base 324 to 1940 and encodes 538 amino acids. Lineage: Eukaryota; Metazoa; Chordata; Lepidosauria; Squamata; Rhineuridae. Gene Ontology annotation, molecular function: fatty-acyl-CoA binding. Gene Ontology annotation, cellular component: Golgi membrane.
UUACUCAGACGUAAGCCUUGUAGCACUCCGUACAGCCUGCUCCCACCAAAGUGUGCACAGGAUUACAGCUUGCAGUCUUUUAAAUCAACCGCUCCCCGACGUGAAGAAUUGUAUGGGGACCGUCAGAAGAGACAGGUCUGAAGUAAAAAGAGGGAGUAGAUACAGCAACGGUGUGCCGGGCUGCUAAGGUACUACUCCUUGCUCCUCCCUCAACCCUGCCCGCCUUGCCAGGCCCUUUCAGUGCCGGAAGAUCCGGGUCGGGAGGAGCGAGCAGGAAGUCGAGACGUGGCCGCCCCGCUGAGCAGCAGGGGGCGAGGCAGGCGAUGGCGGCUGCAGCGGCGCUGAGUUCAGAGCGGCUGGAGGUCUCCAUUGACGGUCUGACUCUGAGCCCGGAUUCGGAGGACGCCAGACCGGGCCAGGCGGAUGCUAGGCCGCUCGCCGCUGCUGGGGGCCGAGGAGGCCGAGUGGGGGCUGGAGCUCAGCCGGGGCAGCGGCACCAGCAGGAUGAGGCCGGCGACGAGGCUGGCGGAGACAGCGACGCAGAUGGCGGCGGCGACGAUGGAAUGCUGAGUCUGGAGCGGCGCUGGGGUUUCGGCCUGGAAGAGUUGUAUGGCCUGGCGCUGCGCUUCUUCAAAGAAAAAGAUGGUAAAGCAUUUCAUCCAACAUAUGAAGAAAAACUCAGACUGGUGGCACUGCAUAAGCAGGUUCUGCUGGGACCUUAUAAUCCAGACACUUGCCCUGAAGUUGGAUUCUUUGACGUCCUGGGGAAUGACAGAAGGAAAGAAUGGGCUGCCCUUGGAAACCUGGCAAAGCAAGAUGCCAUGAUAGAGUUUGUAAAGCUCUUAAAUAGGUGCUGUCAUCUCUUUUCAACAUAUGUUACCUCCCAUAAAAUAGAGAAAGAAGAACAGGAAAAGAAAAGGAGGGAAGAGGAAGAGCGUAGGCAACGUGAAGAGGAAGAACGAGAGCGUUUGCAAAAGGAGGAAGAGAAACGUAGGCGAGAAGAAGAGGAGAGACUGAGACGGGAAGAAGAAGAGAGGCGGCGGAUAGAAGAAGAGAGACUCCGAAUGGAGCAGCAGAAGCAACAGAUAAUGGCAGCACUGAACUCUCAGACGGCUGUUCAGUUCCAACAGUAUGCAGCCCAGCAGUACCCAGGCAACUAUGAGCAGCAGCAGAUCCUGAUUCGUCAGCUUCAGGAACAGCACUAUCAACAGUACAUGCAACAACUUUAUCAGGUCCAGCUUGCACAGCAACAGGCAGCUUUACAAAAACAGCAGGAAGCAGCAGCCACAGCAGGGGCUUCAGUUACUUCUGUAUCAAAAGCAAACCCAGCUACCACAGGAGAAGUACCAUCAGUUAAUGGACAGCCUAGUGCACAUACAGACAGCUCUGAAAAAGACCUGGAAACUGAAGCUUUAGAAGAAGCACUAGAAAAUGGACCAAAAGAAUCUGUUCCAGUCAUAGCAGCACCAUCUAUGUGGACACGACCCCAGAUUGCAGACUUCAAAGAGAAGAUCCGCCAAGAUGCAGACUCUGUGAUUACAGUUGGGAGAGGAGAAGUAGUCACUGUUCGUGUACCAACUCAUGAAGAGGGUUCUUAUCUCUUCUGGGAGUUUGCUACAGACAAUUAUGACAUUGGUUUUGGGGUAUAUUUUGAAUGGACAGAUUCCCCUAACACAGCAGUCAGCGUGCAUGUUAGUGAAUCCAGUGAGGAUGAGGACGAGGAUGAAGAAAACACUAGUACUGAAGAAAAAGCCAAAAAGAAUGCCAACAAGCCUCAACUAGAUGAAAUAGUGCCUGUGUACAGACGAGACUGUCAUGAAGAAGUCUAUGCUGGCAGCCAUCAGUACCCAGGAAGAGGAGUCUAUCUCCUUAAAUUUGACAACUCCUACUCAUUAUGGAGGUCAAAAACAGUUUACUACAGAGUCUAUUAUACUAGAUAAAGAUCUUGUGGAGGCUGGGGCGGUGCAGAAGACGUCGUGUUGUUUGGAAUUUCUGUCAAGCAUACUGGACUUUUUGACUUUGUUACCCUGUCUGAUGUAUCUGUAUGGCGUGUGUGUGUGUGAACUUUGACACUGGGAGUUGAGCUUUCUUCUGCAGCUCAAUGUCAAUGCAGUUAGCGGGGUUAGAAUCUACCCAAUCCUUUCUGAUGACAUGGUUGUUUGCCAGAGCAUAAGACAGAAAGUUAUGCAAGUUGCAUAUACUGACCUUUUAAUAAUCCCUUAAACUCUAAAACACACACAUACAAGGGGGAAAUGUUUCAUUGGUGGCGGUCAGUAUGGCGUUGCCUGCCCUACAAGCAUUGAACGUUUAAAAACAAUAAGUCUGUUAAUUAUUCAUUUAAGGGUACCAGCCGUACUUGUGCAGGUGGGAGCCAGAUGCAAUCUGCACUGUAGCGAGCAAGUUUCUUAAAGCUGUAUUUGAAUGUCCAGGUUUUUACACCAUUAAACUUUAAACCCUAGUGGAUGCAGUUUAGAAGCUGA